UGGUAGCUAGGUUUGAAGAUACAGACUUCUUUCUGCAGAGUUUAUUUUGAAAGUCUUGAACAUGGUUUUGCGUUUACGAAGAUGACAGUACUGUUGCUACUUUCAGUGCAGUGAUGUCUGCGUUGCUUUGCCUCGUAGCAGGAGCACUUUGCUUUUAUGUGAUAGUGUAUUACGGUGUAUUCAGAGGCGCGAGGUGCUCCAGUUCAGCGAAGCUCAAUGGGAAGACGGCCAUUGUUACAGGAAGCAACACUGGCAUCGGCAAGGCCACGGCUCUGGACCUGGCAAAAAGAGGAGCCAGGGUGAUCCUCGCCUGCCGCAACAAGGACAAAGCUGAGGCUGCUGCUGUCGACAUCCGUACGGAGAGUGGAAACAACCAGGUGGUGUUCAUGCAGUUGGAUCUCGCCAGUUUCAAGUCUGUUCGCAGCUUUGCUGAAACCUUCCUGAAGACUGAGCCCAGACUGGACAUCCUCAUCAACAACGCAGGUGUGAUGGGUCCUGGACAUACUGAGGAUGGUUUCGGCAUGGCGUUUGGGGUUAACCACCUGGGUCACUUCCUGCUCACCAACCUUCUCCUUGAGCAGCUGCAGCAGUGUGGUCCCAGCCGCGUGGUCACCGUGUCUGCACUUCUGCACCGCUUUGGCAGGGCGGACUUCCCUCUGUUGGCUUCCAAAAACAACUCGGUGUCUUCUCAGUCUACCUGGCACAACUUUCAAGCCUACUGCGACAGCAAGCUGUGUAAUGUGCUCUUCACCCGGGAGCUGGCCAACAGGCUGGAGGGCACCGGUGUCACCUGCUACAGCCUCCACCCAGGAGUGGUCACCACAGAGCUGGGUCGCAGCAUGAAACUCUGGCAGCAGCUCCUCCUGAUGCCCUUGGCCAAGCUCUUCUUCCUGGAUCCAGAGGGGGGGUCCCAGACCACCCUGCACUGUGCCCUGCAGGAGGGCCUCGAGCCGCUAAGCGGACGCUACUUCUCCAACUGUACACUGCAACAAGUGGGAGCCAAGGGGCGGGAUGACGGCCUGGCUAAGAAGCUGUGGGAAGUGAGUGAGAGGUUAACCCGUUUGACGUAACAGACUAAAUCCUAAUCCAGAGAGAUGGCUCUGUGCCUUAUCAGAGACCUCUACAGGCCUCCAGUGUCAGUGUCUUAUUGAUGGGCUCGUUCAGUUUGCAUAAUUCAGUUGAAAUUCACAUUUUUUUUAAGUGCUUGAAAGAGCACCACAUUCAAUUAAAAUAUGUUUUGUCAGUCUAUAGCUGUUUACUAGCAAAGACAACAAGGCAGCAAAACAUUUUUUCAUGUUAUAGUUUAAAGCUGAGUAAUGCACGUAAUCUUUCCACCGUAGGAACAAUGUUUUAAUACGAGCCACAAGAUAACUCUGCAUGUGCUCCGGUACCUAAACAAAUAGUUAUACACACGUUGUCUCGGGCUGGUAUCCUAUGAUGCAUAUAUCUGCUAGUAAACCUCAAGCAGUGCAAUGUGUUACUAUUUCUGUUAUCUGAUAACCUUACAUAUGUGCCUGUUUAUUAAAUAACCACAAAGAUGU
Molecule: messenger RNA, 1541 nt
Organism: Etheostoma cragini (Arkansas darter)
Lineage: Eukaryota; Metazoa; Chordata; Actinopteri; Perciformes; Percidae
Product: dehydrogenase/reductase SDR family member 13-like
Exons: 5
Coding region: 114-1070 (318 amino acids)
Source: RefSeq, a predicted model, not a curated record